Molecule: messenger RNA, 2692 nt
Organism: Leptopilina heterotoma
Lineage: Eukaryota; Metazoa; Arthropoda; Insecta; Hymenoptera; Figitidae
Gene: Pink1
Product: serine/threonine-protein kinase Pink1, mitochondrial
Exons: 7
Coding region: 251-2089 (612 amino acids)
Biological process (GO): positive regulation of mitochondrial fission; protein phosphorylation; regulation of apoptotic process
Cellular component (GO): mitochondrion
Molecular function (GO): protein serine/threonine kinase activity; ATP binding
Source: RefSeq, a predicted model, not a curated record
UAACUUCAUAUAGCAGGGCACGAGAACGUCUUCGUUUCGUUUCGUCUUCAUGUCAAAAAUUCAGUCGUAAUAGCUGGUAAUAGGUUUAUUUUUAAUGCGCGUAGUGUAAAAAAAAGAUUUAAACAAUUAAAUUUAAAGGGAGAAUUAUCUUUGAAAAAUUGAGGUGAUUUUGGCAAAUUUGCCUUCCGCAGUGAAGGCCUGGUUUUUGGGUCCGGGACUUGCCCGUUGGGCCGUCUCGGCCCAGGAGGAGAUGUCUUUGCGGGCUGCAGCAUAUCGUUUUAUACAAAAUGGUCGGAUUGUUUUGCGAACCCUUAGAAAUCCGGAACACCGCGUUAAUAGCUGCUACUAUCGAGGACAGCUUAACAAGAUACACGUCUCACAAAUAGGAAAAUCCCAGGGCCAUGUACCUCCGGGUACCAGUACUCCAACUACUGGUUGGCGUCUCGGCUUUCUGGGGACUCAAGCUCGACAAUUAUUCGUUGAUAAUAUAUUAAAGAGAGUGACAAAUAGUUUAGCCGCAAAUUUACGUCGUCGAGCAGCAAGUCGAUUACUUUUUGGUGAUUCGAGACCAUUUUUCGCUCUAGUCGGUGUUUCCCUAGCAUCCGGAACGGGGAUUUUAACAAAAGAAGAUGAAUUGGAAGGUGUCUGUUGGGAAAUUAGGGAAGCCGUAUCAAAAUUACAAUGGAAUAAACCUGAGAAUGAUAAGAAUUACGAAACCACAUUAAUUGACGAUAGGACGACAAAUUUACAGGAUUUCGUUAUUGGUCCGUUGAUUGCGAAAGGAUGUUCAGCUGUUGUUCAUUCGGCACGUUUACAAACUGUUGCCGAAAAAGAAGAGAACAAACAGCUUGUCAUUGACAAUAACAGUGAAAUUUCCCUUUUUCCCUUCGCAUUAAAAAUGAUGUUCAACUACGACGCCGAAUCGAAUGCAAUUUCAAUAUUGAGGGCAAUGUAUCGAGAAACUGUGCCCGCAAGAAAACAUUAUCAAAACGAAGAGUUGGCUAAUUGGGAGCAAUUAAUGAUUGACAACAAACGAGUACUUCCACCUCAUCCCAAUAUCGUUGCAAUGUAUUUAGUAUUUGCAGACCGAGUGCCUAAAUUACCAGGUUCCUUGAAAGCGUACCCGGACGCUUUGCCCUCGAGAAUCCAUCCGGACGGUUCAGGAAGAAAUAUGAGUCUUUUUCUUCUCAUGAAGAGAUACGAUACAACAUUGAAAGAAUAUUUCGUCGAUCGAAAUAUACGAACGAGAGAAUCGAUUUUAUUAUUCGCGCAGUUAUUGGAGGGGAUUGCUCAUAUGAAUGCUCACGGUAUUGCACACAGAGAUUUGAAGAGUGAUAACAUUUUACUCGAUUUAUCGGAAGAAUCGGACAAUUGUCCAUCACUGGUGAUUACAGACUUUGGAUGUUGUUUGGCUGACAAAAUUCAUGGAUUAUAUCUUCCUUAUAAUUCUCUCGAUAUUGAUAAAGGAGGAAAUGCUGCAUUAAUGGCACCGGAAGUUGUCAAUGCAGUUCCAGGGCCUUUCACAAAUAUAAAUUAUUCCAAAGCCGAUCUUUGGACUGCAGGGACAAUUGCCUAUGAGAUUUUUGGUACUCGAAAUCCCUUCUAUUUCGAUAGAAAUGAAACGGAGAAUUUGAGAAAUUACAAUUAUCAAGAAGAAGCUCUUCCACCGCUUCCAGAAGAUGUUCCGGUUAUUAUUUCUGCUUUGGUGAAAAAUAUGCUGUCACGAAGUCUAUACAAACGACUGAGUACGGAGAUGGCAGCAACAAUUAUGCAAUUGUACCUCUGGUCACCGAGUGCUUGGUUACAAAACGAAGGCAAAAUUCCAUCCAGUAAUGAGAUUCUUCAGUGGCUUUUGUGCUUGACGACAAAAGUACUUUGUGAAGGUCGGAGAAUGUCGGAAGAUAAUCAAGAAAAUUCAGAUGAAAAUGAACUUUAUUUCGAGAGACGAAAUAAUUUUCAAAGAAGUCUCUCGACUCAAUCUUGUGGUCGUAGAACAAUGCCUGAAUAUCAACUAAUCGCAAGUUUUCUCAGUAGAGUCAGUCUUGGAAAUGUCAGAGAUGGUUUAAAGUGGAUACAAAAGAACGUAUAAUUUCUACGAAUUCGAGAAAAUAAUAGUACUAAAGAGAAAAUUAAUAGUACUUCAAAAUAAAGGGAAAGAAAUAUAUUUUAACUUUCAUAGUGCAUCGAGAAUGAAGCUUUUUCCAGAAAUCUAAUCAAAUUUAUUGCGCUUCAUCGAAAGUGAUUUAUUCAUAAAUUUUGUUAUCAGCUUUAUUUUUGAUACUUAAAGAAUCACAAAAGAAGAAAACUAAAAUUUAUGCUCUUUUGUGAUUCAAGAGCCUUAAAAAAUUAAAGAAAAUAUUUAUUUUCGAGAAGAGAAAAUUAAUUUUUUUUUGUGAUAAUUGUAUAUUUAUUGUUACCCGCGAAUAUUUUCGUGAUAUCAAAUAAGCAUUGUAUGAAACUUCAAUAGUUAUUUAAUUUGGAUGUUUUUGUUUCUAACAAUAUUUAAAAAUUUAAAUAUUUGUUUUUAAAAAUUAAAUCGUGAUUGUUUAUUAAAUUAUUUAUUCACGACAAAUUUAAAGAUAGUGGGAUAAAAACGAAAGUGAAAUUUGUAAAAAGAAAAUUCAAGAGUGUCUUUUAAAAAUUAUUCUAUUGAAAAUAAAAUGAAAAUAAAAUUGUAUAUAGAAUUUAAAAA